UUUUUUUAAGUUUCUGUUUAUGUUGCGUCAUUUCCUGACAACGCACAACAAGAAGCUGUGAACAGUACUGGACAAGUUUCUAUCGGCGAACCAUGCAGACGGAGUCGGUUCCAUACCAGCCAGGCAUGACCCUGGGCCGAGAAUAUGACCUGAAGACCUACAGUUCCGGCCUGGACCUAUUCACAGACGAAUCGAUGUCCAAAGUGGAAAAAAUAGAUCGUCACCGGAAUAUAGCACACUAUUCUGUAAUCCAAAAAGCACAAGACGUGCAUGAUAUGCUUAACGUAUCGGGGGAACUCUCACUGAAGGUCAAGGCCAACUUGGUCAUGGUUGGGGGAACAGGGUCAUAUCUGAAGGAGUGCCGUACUGAUGACAACACGCUGGAAAUCAUUGCUGUGGCUAACGUUGAAACGGGAACAGAAACCAUGAAAGAAACGAAGUUGAAGUCGGGUAUAAAGAGAAAACUUAAAGGGACCCAUUUUUUCCGGAGCAUCACAUACGGAGGGGAAUUGCUGGUUCGAAUACGGAUAAAGAAUUCAAACAAAAAACAAUUAAACGAUAUCCAUGCUGAUUUGAAAGGGAAACUAUCAUUCAAGGGCAUGGUCGAUGCCGGGGCCAAAGCAAAGUUCAAGCAACUGGAAAACGAUUUAAGCAGCAGCUCCGAGAUCAACAUAGACUACUUUUCUACAACACCGACUAGCUACAUGCCACGAGAUGUUGAUGGGAUGCUUCAAGUGCUGGAUGAUUUCAAACGUGAAGUAAUGGAACAAAAUGAUGGGAAAGGAUGCCCAUGCAGAUGUGAGCUUGUACCUUUGAAAACCCUUUCAUCCAACCUCCCAGACAUGUUGAAGGACAAGGGCUUAGAGGUUCUUCUGGAACAACUCGAGGCAAAUUUUGAUGACCUCCUCGCGGCGAAGGCGAUGUUGGAUUCAUUUCUGGGAGACGUUGAUGUUGAACUGACAGAAAGUCAAGAGGAAGAGGCUAGUGCCAUUGAACAGCGUCUCGUGGAAGUGCUACGGGUCUACCUGAAGGUAGUAGCAGAGCUGGACCUGACAAAGAAGAAGAGGAGACAGUCUGAACCAAUUGAGAAGGCCUUCAAAGAAUACGACUCCGAGAAGAAAGUGGGUGGUUUCAGAAAGGAAGUCUCAAAGUUUAUAUCUAAAUUGAAGUCACCCAAGGAGAGCGUUACACCCGUGGCAGACCUACCCGACGGGGAACCCUUGGACAUAAUUCUGAUGGGCAAGACGAAUCGUGGUGCCAGCACAACGGGAAACACAAUUUUUGGAGAAAAAAAGUUUUCGAGCCAAAUAACAACAGCUACAAUACUCUUUCAGAAUCUGAAGAUCAGCGAAUCAGUGGGGGGACGGAAGCUUAAUGUGAUGGAUCUUGAUGGCGCGGUUGAUCAGGCUCUGGCCCAGGAUCUGAUGGUCAUGCUUCGUCAAUCUGGAAUAUGGUUCCCUCACGGCGUUCAUGUGGUUCUGCUGAUUCUGUCCGCCACCGAGCGUCUGAGCAAGGAAGAGAUCUCUGCAGUGGAGUCUCUCCGUCAGGCAGAUCAGGACAUCCUGAGAAAGCACGUCAUCUGUGUCUUUACUCGCGGAGACUCAUUUCACCGUCAGAUGGAGCUGGAUGGAAAAUCGCUAACAUUUAGUCAGCAUAUAGAGUCGGCCAGCGGUCCAAUGCGAAUGUUAUUGCAGGAUUGUCAAAAUCGUUACGUCUUAUUCAACAACGCUGAAGCAGAUCUUGGGAAGAAAAGAGAAAUGGUCAUUGAUCUUGUUAAGCUGAUUGACAGCCUAAUGACAGAGAAUAGGGGAGAGAAAUUGUCCCUAGACCUCGAAAACUUAUCCGAUGACAAUGACUGUUGAAUUCUUGCUACCUUUAAGUUUGUGGCUUAUGGGUUCGGAGAUUCACCUUUGGUUUGAAAAUUGGAGAGUGCACCCCUAUUGGUGCAUGCAAUUUUCUAUAGGAAACGGGAGAAAACUUUCGACGUUGCCAAUAGCUAGGAGCAGUUAUAGCUAGCUCAUUGCUGGUCAUAAACAGCAAAUCAAGAUACCGUGUUUCCUCUAUCACACCGGACCUCUUAUAAUCAUCGAGUCUGGUCUGAGCAAUUUAAUUCAAGGUUAAUGUCGUGCCUUCAAUACGAACCAGGUACGUCAGCAUUCACUGACCUUUUGUGUGAUAUAUCAACCCGCCUCCGUGUUGUGGUUUGAGCGUCUGUCGCGGCAGUUGAAGGUCGGUGAUUUGAUCAACAUUACCGUGCUACAUCAGUAUGGGAGUUACGAUCGUCUUAACGCUUCGAUCGCUAUGUGGAUCGCGGCCCAGUACCGUAUUUCCAAAUAUUUCACCCAGCUUCCCCAACGCACAACAGACAGUAAAUACAGGCCCGGUGGUAAAUAGAGCUGUGAAAAUGGACACUGAGCUGAUGAUAUAUAGAGGCUGUGUGGUAACUGGUACAUAGAGACGCUGCGAUUAUAUACUUUCAAGAUUACCGUAAUUCAUACAGUGCAACAUUAUAUGUGAAGUGAAAGUAGCUUACUGUACGUGUCCGGUCGUGUGUCGGUACUCUUGUGCCGCAGUUUAACAUGAAUACCCCCCUCACACACAGUAUACUGACUCCAAGCCGACCAGUCCUUGUUUUAGCCCCUUAAUGCCGAGCGCCAGUCACCUCUAACGACCAGCCCCAUGAAGAUUCCGGGGUGGAACAGGUCUUCAGCAACCCAUACUUGCCGUAAAAGGCGACUAUGUUUGUCGUAAAAGGCGACUAACGGGAUCGGAUGGUCAGGCUCGCUGACUUGGUUGAUACAUGUCAUCGAUCCCAACUGCGUGGAUCGAUGCUCAUGAUAUUAAUCACUGGAUUGUCUGGUCCAGACUCGAUUAUUUACAGACCGCCGUCAUAUAGCUGGAAUAAUGCUGAGUGCGGCGUAAAACAACAAACCAACCAACUAAACCAGAACGAGCGUCACCUGCUGCGAACAGUACUGGACAAUUUUCAAACAAGAUUCCCUUAACUAAUAAUUUACCAAACAUGUGUGUUGAAUGUCCCAAAUGAAGGAACCAAACAUAAUUUCUCUCCUAAAUAUACAUAACAUAAUACACUCUCUCCAUGGAAACGGCAGCACUAAAACAUAAAGACCACAGCCUUCCAAACUAGGCAUGCUCAGAACAAGAGGGAGGUUGACCGUCAUAUUACGAGGAUCAACACACAGCGAGUACAUUUACACCUUACACCGCCCAUAUAAUAAUACACGUCUAGUUUAAUAUGUAAAUGUACUCGCUGUUUGUUGAUUCUCGUGACUCGCAAUCUAUUUCCCUCAUGUUCUGCGCUUGCAGUGUGCUCCAGUUUCUACGGGGGCGGUCGGGUAGCCUAGUGGUUAAAGUGUUCGCUCGUCACGCCGAAGACCCGGGUUCGAUUCCCGACAUGGGUACAAUGUGUGAAGCCCAUUUCUGAUGUCCCCCGCCGUGAUAUUGCUGGAAUAUUGCUAAAAGCGGCGUAAAACCAGACUCACUCACUCCAGUUUCUUAGUUUCUGGUUACCUUCUCAAUGUUUUCUGUUGUCGAUUCCCUGUGUAUUGUAGACAUAGAACAGUUUCUUGUUGAUGUCUGGCAGAUUUCGUUCUUAUGCCUGGUUAAUAAAUUAUAACGAACAUACAGCUCCGUAUCUGCAACCAAGUUUCGAGGUCACAGCUGCUGCGUAAUGGGUGGAAAGUCCGUUUCGAUAUAAUUUCUGAUCUCGUGUAAAGCAAAUAACAAUUCUUUAUAAUUUUUUUACAAAGUUUUUUUGCUUGUUUUUCAAAAUCUUUAAGGCGAGAGCCCGCCACCAGCAAUGAGAAAUCCCAAACCUCAGAUAAUUCAGUCAUUUAACGCUCGCCGAGCUAAAUUAUGCUUAUCAAAACGCAAGGAUAACAAGGAAACGCCCUCUCUGGUUAAGAUUAAUUAUUCUGAUCGUUGCUGACCAAAAUACACGUAAAAUAAGAGUUAUCAAGUAAUCUCGAAAGAGGAAAUUAUAAUAUACCCUUCGACAAAAAAGUUCUAGUUUCUGUUUACAUUACGUUAUUCCCUGGCAACAGCUUGUCUAACAGAGUGGCAACACACAACUGGAGAAGUCGCUUGUCUAACAGAGUGGCAACACACAACUGGAGAAGUCGCUUGUCUAAUAGAGAACCAUGCAGACGGAGUCGGUUCCAUACCAGCCAGGCAUGACCCUGGGUCGAGAAUAUGACCUGAAGACCUACAGUUCUGGCCUGGACCUAUUCACAGACGAAUCGAUGUCCAAAGUGGAAAAAAUAGAUCGUCACCGGAAUAUAGCACAC
Molecule: messenger RNA, 4307 nt
Organism: Haliotis rufescens (red abalone)
Lineage: Eukaryota; Metazoa; Mollusca; Gastropoda; Lepetellida; Haliotidae
Product: GTPase IMAP family member 8-like
Exons: 5
Coding region: 93-1862 (589 amino acids)
Molecular function (GO): GTP binding
Source: RefSeq, a predicted model, not a curated record